AUGCCCAGAGUCGUCCAGGUGGGGAGGGCGUGCAGUUCAGUGUUGAGGCGCCGCCACACAUUGUGCGGCCGUCCACAGGACUUGCCGGUCUUCCUGACUGUACACGCCGCCAGCCUCUUGCAGACGUGGUUCCGCUGUUGGGUGAUGUGUAUGGCACUAUAUUUUGGCGUGGGCGCCGCCUGGACAUACUAUGCCUACUUUGCCUUUGGCGACAAGCUAUUCAAGCUCGGCGAGAUCCCAACCCGCCUGGACAUCUGGGAGCAGAUAAAGGUGUCCUUCCGGGGCAUGCCGCUGUAUGCGAUGCUGCCCACCAUCACAGAGUACUGCGUGGAGCAGGGCUGGACACUGGCCUAUGCCAGGGUGGCCGAUGUCGGCCUGGCCCGUUACCUGCUGUAUUUUGUGCUCUACAUGAUGUCUGUUGAGUUCUUUGUCUACUGGCAGCACCGCAUCCUGCACAUGGGCGUCGGCUACAGCUGGCUUCACGUCAUCCACCACAAGUACAACAAGGGGGAUCAGAUGAGCCCCUUUGCAGGGCUGGCCUUCCACCCGCUGGAUGGCAUCAUGCAGGCGCUGCCUUAUGCCUGGACACUCUUCUAUGUGCCCAUGCAUUUCCUGACUCAUGAGAUGCUGCUCUUCUUUACAUCCAUCUGGACCACAAACAUCCACGACAACCUGCAUGCCAAGAUUGCGCCAGUCAUGGGGGCCGGGUACCACACCAUCCACCACGUGCUAUAUAACUACAACUAUGGCCACUACUUCACCUUUGUGGAUCGUUUGUUUGGCACUCUCAUUACGCCAGAGGAGCUGGAGGCGAGGCGGAGUGCUGAAAGAGCGGCAGCUGAUGCCAAGGCGCAGUGAUGGCGCAGAGAUGCAGGCUUGCCAGCCAGCCAACUGGUGUUUCUUUUGUUGCUGUUCUAGCAGUAGUGAGGAUCCCAAGCUGGCUGAGCUGGUACCUGUAGUCGUCAUGAUGGAACGCAUGGCGAGCAAUGCAAACCGUGAUUUGUCUCGAUUCUUUACACGCCGCACACAUUCAUUGCAUAUUCUCAGCCCAGGUCAUUUGCACGCAGGGGGCUAGCUGCUGCUGCUGCUGUAGUACCCAAUGUC
This is a messenger RNA of Chlorella variabilis, 1104 nucleotides long. RefSeq lists its product as hypothetical. Lineage: Eukaryota; Viridiplantae; Chlorophyta; Trebouxiophyceae; Chlorellales; Chlorellaceae. The transcript is spliced from 7 exons. Gene Ontology annotation, molecular function: iron ion binding; oxidoreductase activity. Gene Ontology annotation, biological process: lipid biosynthetic process. The coding region runs from base 1 to 858 and encodes 285 amino acids. The record is from RefSeq and is a predicted model, not a curated record.